UUGGCUUCUCCUCAUCAAGUAUGUUUUAGUGGUUUAUUCAUUAUGAGAUUCUAUCUGGUCUACAAAAAUCAUGGCCUCUACGACCCUAUGCCCGAUGACACCGAAGAUAUCUACGUACCAAAUGAUUUAGACCAAGAAUCUAACCUUCAAGAAUUAGGUCGCAAGCAAAUUGACUCCACCGAGCCCGAUGAAUACACUGAAAAAUCACAAACUUCUAAACCCUAUAGGCCUUAUACGGCUGGAAAUUUAGAAGACCCUUUAAUAUUAAACCUUAACUACAAAGAUGUGUUUCCAGAACUCAACCUUGAAGAGUUACCUCCGCAAAUUAAAUAUAAACUACCUGUCUCUGAACAUUACGACCCCGAAGGCAAGUUGGUUAAACGGCAAGAAUUAUAUGAUGCAAAAAUCAGGAAAGUUACCAAAGACUUAAAAGACGAUGUAUUCCAAGUUAAAAAUGAGGCUUCGGAAAAGGAAGUUUGCGAUAAAAGUUUGUUUGAAAAAAAUAAAACGAGUAAAGAACAUAAAUAUCUAAAUAUAUUAGAAGAAGAAACUGAGCUACGUAAAAUAAAACAAACUGCUUUGAGUGUCAUAGAAGAAAGCAUAAGUAAAGCAGUUUCUGUGGCUAAUGAAUUAAAAUAUAAACCAGGUGUUAGACUAAGCGAGCCUUUACAAUGUAAAGAAAACAGAAUUUCAUCGGAAACACAAAAACAAUUCAUGCGAACGGAGAAUAAAAUGUUUGAACAGUCAAAUAAAGAAAAAGUAAAAUCAGAAAGUAAAAAAGUAUCCUUCAAAGAUGAUUAUCGGAUACACGAAACAGAAAAAUCUUCAGAUGGGGCAACUAAAAGAGAAAUGCGCGUUGCAGAUGAAAUUAAGAAGUUUGAGACAUUUGACAUACAAAUGCAUUCGAAAAUAAAUGAAGAAGAAAGAAAAUUAUUAACCCAACAAGAUAUUGACGAAUCUAUAGAAGCCGGCACGGUCCGUCAGAGAACUGGAAUGUUUAAGCCGGGCAGUGAGAGUACAAUGACAAAUAAGCAGGACAAAAUGGAAAUGGAACCGGUAAGAAGUGAUAUUAAAACAAAAAUAGCGCAAUCAAAACAAAAAGCUUACACUAUUGGAUUUCAAAUAAUACCAAGUAUAAGAAACGCUGUGCAAUAUUCACGUCAAAGUAGUUUAAUUUUAAAAAGGUUUAUUUUACAAAUGACUAAUGUUAUGAUAACGCUAUAUAGAUGUAUCCCAAUUAAUAAAAGAUAUCAUUAUACAAAAUCUAUACAGUUGUAUGACAGAAAUAUAGAAAGUGACAAAGCGUUUAGGAGAGAUAAUAUGGAGGAUGAGCCUGGAGAAAUAAGGAGGCCAAAACUUUCUGGAGCUAAAAUAGCUCAAAUAGAAGGGCUUAAACCGGCAGAACUCACAGACAGAAUGAAUGUUGUCAUAUCAGAGUUUCUACGAAAAUCUGGGAAGGAAGAAAUAACUGAGAAAAAGGAAUUCCAUCAUAAGCAGACAAGUUUUACAAAUAAAAUGACCGAUAAAGAAAAAUAUAUGAGUGAUACUUCUUUUAGGGAAAACACUUACGAUGAAAAUCAAACAAGAGAAGAAUUUCCGAAUGGUACUACUUUCAGAGAAAAUACUUUUUAUGAAAGUCAAGCAGGAGACGAUAUUUUGAAUGGGGGAAAUACUUUCAGAGAUCAAACUUUUGAUCAUAAAAAAAUGUUCGAAGAAACAUAUGAAACUAAAACUAAAUCAUUUGAAUUUCGGGAAAUGAAAGAAGAGAAACGUCAUACCGAAUCUAAAACUGAACGAUUUAAUGCAAACGUACCUUCUUAUAAAACUGAUGCAGCAACAAGGGAUAAUGUCACCGUCCCUUUGACCUAUAUUGCAAUAGUAGAAGCUCAUGUUUACACGAACAAAAAUGCAAUUUUUGAAGAACAAAUGAGGCGAAUGUCUGGAAGUAUGAAACAAACUGAGGUAAAGGAACCCGGUAUAAUCUUUUAUAGAUGUGAAGUAUCAGUAUUUUAUAGACACUUUAGGGAGCCAUCGUUACCACCAACUGUAGUCAUAGAAUCAAUAGAAGAAAUUCCAUCCGAGCAAGUAUUUGAAGAAGAAAAACAAGAAAUAUUACAGACAAGUUCAACUGUUUACGAAGAUAAUGCAAAGAAACUUGCAGUACAAAAGAUAUCAGAGGUCAUUGAGCCUUUACUCAGGAUUAAGGAAGUUAGAUCAGUUAAUAUCAAACAAGCUUAUCCUGCUCUUGAAAAACCACUUAAAUUCAUAUCUGAACAUACAAGUGUGACGAUGGAAAAAGAAGAAAGUAUUUUACAGGAAUCAAUGUUAUUAAGAGACAUAUCGCGUAUUUCAAUUGAAACACCAUUAAAGCCAGUCGUUGAAAUUUCAGAAAUAAAAGAAGAAGAAAAAAGAGGAUUUGUUGAGAUACUCGAAACUGAUGAGCAUAAACCAAAACCAAUUAUAGAACCAACAACAAAAUCUAUUGCUGAAACUACAGAAAUAUUUAUCGAGGAAGAAACCGUUGAAAUGGUUGAUGUCCCUCAGCCUAUCGCACAAUUACCACAACUUGUUAAGGUUGAAAGGCCCAUAAAAUCAGUUGCUGAAACUAUUGAAGUUAUCGUCGAUGAAGCCAAUGUAGAAAUAUUAGACGUGUCAAAAACAAUGAGUACAACACCGCGCUACACAAUUGCAGAUAAUCUGCGAACAAUCGCAGAAACUAUGAUCUCGAUCAUUGCAGAGCCGGAAAGUGAGAGCAUAAAAAAUAAGUCGAAAGUUACUGGAGAAAAAGUGAAAGUUGAGGUAGAUGAAAUAAUAGCAAGUGAGGAGUUCGAGGUGUUACCUGAAGAGCCAAUGUAUGAAGAAGUAACAAAAACUGAAACUGAAAAAUCUAUUUUAGUUUUACCUGAAAUAACCUUGAUAUCCGCAGAAGAACCUUUUAUUGAAGAAUUAGUCGUAGCUAAGUCACAGAGUAAAGAAGCUAAAGUUGAUGUUGAUGUAAAGAUUGUCGCUGAAAUAACUGAAGUAUCUCUUAGUGAAAGAGAACAAGAUAGUUUUGAUGUGGUGACACUUACUGCAAAGGAACCUGAAAAAUUAAAAGAAGAGACUUUAUUGUCCAUUGGGGAAACGCAAGCAAUUUUACCAUUUGAACCACUAGUAGAACCAUUUCAUGCAAAAAAAUUAAUUGAUCAAAAAGCUUCACUAACCUUUGAGGAAUCAAAGGCUACGGAAACAACUAUUAUUCAAGUUGAAGAACCAAAAUUAACAUUUCAAACAAAAGAAAACUUUAAACGACAAGCUCAUAUUGAAGUCAUGGAGAUGAAAACAGCAACAGUUACUUCUGUUUCUGUGGAGGAACCGAAUCAACAAAUUGUAGAAACACCUAAAGUUAGUGACAAAGAACCAAAUACAGCUAUGGGAGCAUCUCUUUUAACUGUCGCUGAAAGCACAAUAAUAUUACCAGAGGGGCCUCAUCAUGGUUAUCUGGAAAUUCCUAAUACUGAAAUAAAGCAACCAAAAACAUUAAUAGAAGGUGCCUUAAUUAUAGCUGAAACUUCAGAAGUAUCGCCUUCCAGUCCAGAAGCAGGUUAUAAUUUUAUUGAAACGAUAAAUCAACAAGCUUGUGUAAAAAUGGAAGAAUCUAAAGCAAUAAAAACAUCGCUUGUACAUCUCCAAGAACCAAAAGAAGAUAACUUGGACAUUCUCCAAUUCCUGGAAAAGAAACCACAAGCUUCAUUACAAGAUAGUUUAUUCACAGUACCCAUUACAGUAGAAAUAUUGCCUGCAGGACCAACAGAUGAGGAUUUCACAACACCAAAACCUGUAGAGGCAAAAGCAGACAUUGACAUUGAAGAACUUAAAACUGCUUCAGUAACGGUUGUUUCCGUUGAAGAACCUAAAAAUGAAACCAUAGAAAACUUUACAUAUACAGAAAAAGAGUUAGAAUCUUUGUUAGAAAAACCUAUAUUACAUGUUGCUGAAAAGUUUACAACUGUGCCUGAAGGACCAUUGUAUGAUAGGUUUGAACCCCCAGCAAUAACAUGCAAUAAAGCCAAUAUUAUUGUUGAGGAAAUUAAACCUCUUAUGAUUAGUAUUGUAACGCCUAAUGAACCUCGGGAAAUAGCUGUAGAUAUGCCAGAAGUAAAAUAUACAAAACCACAACCUUUAUUAGAAGACCAUUUUUUACCGGUUGUUGAGACAGUUUCAACUGUACCUGAGGAAUCCAAAAUUGAUACUUAUGUUAUAACUAAAACCAGAGAUGAAAAAGCUCAUAUUAACUUAGAGAUUUGUGAAACUGCGGAGACAACUAUAGUCACUAUCGAUGAACCAAAAGAAGUUAACUUUGAAGUGCUUAAAUUUGAAGAGAAGAAGCCAUUAUCUUCGACUGAAACUUGUUUAUUUAUGGCUCCUGUAAUCGUGGAAACUAUUCCCGAUGAACCUAAAGAUAGUUUCACUGUAGCUUUACUAAAAAGUGGGCAGGCUAAUGUAAGAAUAAGAGAAUUUAAAGGAACAGAUACAACUAUCAUAUAUCUUCAAGAGCCGAAAGAAGAAAACUUUACGUCUCCAAAUGUUGAGGCAAAGCAACAGCAGUCAGUAUUAGAGGGUAUUCAUUUAACAGCUGCUGAAACGUCACUAAUUUUACCAGCAGAAUCUACCACAUCCUUUGACGUAACAAAAACCACAAGCCUACUGGCAAACAUUAAAGUAAUAGAACAAAAAGCAGCUGAAGCUACUAUAAUGCUUCCACUAGAGUCAAAACAGGAUGUAAUUAUUCCAGAAAUUAUAGAGAAAACCCCUCAAACCUUGCUAGUAAGUCCUGUUCUGACUGCUGCCGAAAAUUAUAUUACUGUUUUUGAGGAAAAAGUAGAUGAACUCCGAGCAACUAUUACACCAGUAGCUCGAAAAGCUUCUGUCUAUUUAGAAGGACUAAAAGUCCCCCUUACUGCCAUACUUUCCGCAGAGGAACCAAUAAUAGUCUUUGAAGAUAAUGCGAUCAAUGUAAGACAAUCUAAAUUUAUUGCUAAACAAGCUAAAGUAAUGAUAGUUGAAACAACUGCAACAGCUAUUGCUAAUGUUAGAUCUGUCGUUGUUAGUGUUGCUAAAGAAGAAAUAGUGGACGUGAGUAAGUACACAGUUGAGCUAGCUGACGAACAUACAGAAAAAGACGCUGCUUUGAAAGUCUUAGUUGAUUUUGAAGAUAUUGACCUAAGUAGUGUCUCUUCUACGAUUUCGUCAGCUCCUUCAUCGCCUUUAAUUCAGGAAUACGUAUUUGGUAUUGCUACUGGUCAUGAAUAUAGGGUACAAUCCCCACAAGAGACAUCACUUGAUAUAAUAAAACGAACAAAGGAAUCAUAUAGAGUGGACAGUGCUGAUACAAGCUACACAUUAACUUUUGAAGCAGCCUAUGAGGAAGAGAAAGAAGUGCUACGCAUGGAAGAGUUCAGUGAUGUGAUUAAAAACAAGCAGUUUUGGAUAUCAGAUGUCAAAACUAUGGAGACAGUGGAGUCUUCAGAUGCAAGAAUACAAUUAAUGAAUGUGAGCAUAGGUGUUGAGGGCGAUGCUCGUAAAGGUCAAUCAAAAUCAUUAUAUGUUAAGGAUUCAACCGUAGAAGUUAAAAGCAGAUCUCCGUCAUAUGAUACAUCAGCUGAUUUUGAGGUUAGCUUACAGUCUUCAGAACAAUCUAAUGGUCAAAUUUCAGAUGUUCAAGUAGCUGCAACUCUAGAUCUAAAAUCAGAAGCAUCUUAUAAAACAAUGGAAGAUGUAGAGUCACAGGCGAAAGUAAACAUAAAAUCAAAAUCAGCAAAAGUAUAUACUGCACAAAGCGUAGAUGUUGCUUAUGGGUUAACUAUUGAAAAUGAAAUUUCUCAAGAUACUAACAUUGCAAAGUCAAGUACAAGACGAGUAAAAAAAGGAGCUAAAGGAAUGGUCUCAGAAUCAUCAGAAAUUGGUAUGGAAGCGAGCUAUAAUCAUGAAGCUGGUAUACAUCUCGAAUCAAGUAGUACUACAAAAGAAAGCUACGCUGCUAUGGAAGGAAGAUUAGAAUCGAGUACUAUUUCUGAAGCAAGCUAUUUAGCAAUGGAAGGACAACUUGAAUCGAGUAGAGUCUCCAAAGGAAGCUUUGCAUCUUCUGAAGCAAAUCUAGAGUCAAGUACACUGUCUGAAGCGAAUUACGUAGCAGUAAAAGGAAAAUUGGAAUCAAGCAGUGAUGCUGUUGAAGCAAGUAGUGUUUCUGAAUCUAGCUAUUCAGUAAAACAGGCAAGUAUUGAAUCCAAGUCAAAAACUAUUGGAAUGGAUGCAAGCCAGAAAAUGUCAAUGCAAAGAGGUUUUACUGAAACAACUCACGUGGAUACCAAAGCGGAUGGACAGCCUAAACUUACCUUAGAAAUAGGUUUGAAAGGUACCAAAACCCGUGCAGUAAACGAUGGCGUAAAAUCUCCAUCUCCAGAAGAUAUUCCAUCUUCUCCAUUAAGAGAUGUCUACAUAUUUAGACUACAUACACCAGCACCAGAAGAAACUACUUUUAUACCUCGUGAUUGCUCCUUCACUCCAGAAAGUAUACAUGAGGAGCCUAUUGUUCCAGUAAAGGGUAUGAUCCCUCGUAUUGAUACGAAAAUAGUAAGAGUUUUAUACAGUCCUCCUUUGGAUACCCCGCCCUCAUCUUCUUGGAGGAAAGCUGAACCGGUUUUUACUAAGCCAGGAUUGAAGGGUGGAUCGGAGACACCAAAGUUUACUAAGGAGGAAAUACUAGAAAUCGGUCGGAAAUCGGCUCUCCUUGCUUCAGCAAUUGACAAGACAAUCAGAAGCAUCGAAGAGUAUAAGGAAUCGGUCGGGAUCAGUAAUAAGAUGGGUGAUACAGAAGAAGAAGGGAAAAUAAACGAAAAAGAAACGACUACUGAAUCAUCCGGCGAAAGUAAAGGAGUUAAAAGUUUAGACGCAGAAGAAGAAAAGGCAAAACUAAUUACAGCUGACCAAUUAACUGGUAAAACACCACGUAAAAGUAUGCAAUUGUUGUCUAGAUUUUCACAAAUUAUGUGCGGUGCCAAGCUCGAAUUCGAAGAAGCAAACAUGGAGGCAAAGAGAAUAGCAACACAGCUUUUGAAAAGCGUUGAAAGUAUGGUCGAUCCUAAAGCACCGGUAGAACAGCAGUUGGCACAGUUGAAGGCUCAAAUGGCUGCACUGGCUGAGCUUCCGAACCUCAUUAAUCAAAAGCUGGAGUCCGUUAACAAACAGAUCAGUCAAAUCAGCGUUAAGGAAUCCGUGAAGAGUGAGGAUUCUCAAGAACAGCGACAAGUUGAAGUUCAGAAACGUCAAGAAGUGCAGAACACCCAGCAAUAUUACCAGCAGCACCACCAGCAGAAAUUCCAGCAGCAAAACCAAAACAGAAGCAUUAAUCAGAAGCAUUCCAUGGAAACGAAAGGGAUCGAGCCCUAUAGCGGGAACCUAGGCGGAAUCCAGAUCCGAGUGACCAAACCGAGUUUAACAGGAGAAGAACUAGAUGUGGUGAAGAGAGAGGAGUUGAGAAGAUCUCUAGAAGACUUGAGAAUGAGAAAGUCUGUCAGCCCCUCAAAGGACCAAAUGCUACAAGGAAACCAAAAUGACCAAAGAUCUGUACGCACUAAACCAACUCCUGCCUUCGGACCUGUGACCCAAGAGAGACCCCUGUACCUCCCCGGUGGAAGACGGUGGAAGUUGUCAAUGUCAGAUUACGAUGAGGACCAGAUUUCUGAAACCCUGGUUGGUCAGGCAGAGGUUAUUAAAGGAAAUGCGAUGGGGGUAAAUUUUAAAAAGUUCGAGAAACCACCCGUUGGUCUCGAGCACUUAAAGCACUCUGAAGUAUAUCGAGCUGUCCAUAACUUAGACGAUGAGCCCUUGGGGAAGGUCGCAAUGCUGCCAGCGCGACCAGCUAUGGCUGCCUCAGAGAUAAGAGAGCUUGAAGUUCUGGUGGACUUCGGCCCUAAGGCAGAAGCACAAUUAAUUGAUAAGACACUAAAUAGUCUUAAGUCUCAAGAAGGUGUAACACAGGCUUUAUAUAAAGAUGGCGCUGUGAUGGUGGAGACCACAUUGCCCAGUGCCGUUGUAUUGGACAUGAUAGCAAAGUCUUCUGGGAGGAGAGCUGUGUUACAAGGGUUCGGAGAAACCCAAUCAGCAGUGGCCAUGAUAUCGAGUCAGUCCUGCUGCAAGUCGCAGGUUUUAGGUGUGAUCAGGUUCCAGCAGUCACAAUCCGGGCCUCUAGUCGGGGACGGCAGCGUCCACGGCCUCGCCCCAGGGCCCCACGGCUUGCAUGUGAGACACACUGGAGACCUAAGUAUGGGUUGCGAGUCACUAGGGGAACAUUAUAACCCCCAUAGCGCACCCCACGGGGGACCAAACGACCCCGUGGACAAGAGACACGCAGGGGACCUCGGGAAUAUCAUCGCUGAUGAAGAAGGAAGGGCCACCUUCAGGAUUGUGGAUAAUUUAUUGCAGAUAAAUGAAAUAGUGGGAAGGUCAAUAGCUGUAACAGAACGCGCUGACGAUAUGGGUCUCGGUUCUACUCCGGCCUCCAAAGUUGACGGAGACUCCGGAACUCCUGUGGCAUGCGGCAUAAUCGCCAGAUCGGCGGGAAUAUUCCAGAAUCCAAAGAGGAUAUGCGCGUGCGACGGUGUGGUCGUGUGGGACGAGAGAGAUAGACCAUUAGCUGGGAAGGGGCGGAAAGAAAAGCCAUGCUGCGGGAAGGACGAAAAUGUCAAAAUGUGUUGUAAAGUUUAAUUUUACCUGUUAAAUAAAGUAUUGUUAUGUU
Messenger RNA from Pararge aegeria (speckled wood butterfly), 8776 nucleotides. RefSeq names its product titin-like. Gene Ontology annotation, biological process: removal of superoxide radicals. The transcript is spliced from 16 exons. The record is from RefSeq and is a predicted model, not a curated record. Gene Ontology annotation, molecular function: copper ion binding. NCBI's taxonomy places the organism in Eukaryota, Metazoa, Arthropoda, Insecta, Lepidoptera, Nymphalidae. Bases 43 to 8745 code for a protein of 2900 amino acids.